AUGCCCUCCGGAGGAUUCCAGCCCAUAGACGGAGGACAGCAGGUGGUGGUCCGCACUGCCGUCACCAAGACUCUGGUCCUCUCCGUCUUCACCGCCAUCCUGGGCUCAUUCCAGUUUGGAUACAACAUUGGAGUCAUCAAUGCACCCCAAAAGAUCAUCGAACAAAGCUACAAUGAAUCUUACAUCAUUCGGAACAGUCCAGAGUCGCAUUCCAUCGAUGUUGGCCUCCUGCGCACUUUGUGGUCGCUCUCCGUGGCCAUAUUCUCCAUCGGGGGCAUGGUGUCUUCUCUGGGUGUCGGGGUCGUGUCCCAGUGGCUGGGAAGGAAGAGAGCCAUGAUUGUGAAUAAUAUCUUUGCCUUCGUUGGUGGGACCAUGAUGGGACUAUGUCAGAUCAGCCAGUCGUAUGAGAUGAUGAUCCUGGGAAGGUUCGUUAUUGGAGUAUAUUCAGGUCUGGCCUCUGGGUUGGUUCCAAUGUAUGUAGGAGAGAUUUCCCCGACACACCUCCGAGGGGCGCUGGGCACCCUCCACCAGCUAUCACUGGUCAUCGGUAUUCUUGUGGCUCAGGUUCUGGGUCUGGAAUCGUUCUUGGGCACAAACUCUCGGUGGCCGGUCCUCUUCUGGGUGACUCUAAUCCCAGCUGCUCUGCAGUCAGUGUUGCUGCCAUUUUGUCCGGAGAGCCCUCGCUUCCUGUACAUUGUCUGUGAGCAGGAGGGACAUGCCAAGACCAGUCUGCGGCGUCUCACCGGUCUCAUGGAUGUAUCGGAUGCCCUCUCCGAGAUGAAGGAAGAGAAGAGACAGAUGGACACAGAGCAGAAAGUCUCCAUCCUGCAGAUCUUCAGAUCCAGACAAUACCGGCAACCCAUCAUUGUGGCCAUAAUCCUCCAACUAUCCCAACAACUGUCCGGAAUCAAUGCGAUCUUCUAUUACUCCACCGAUAUCUUUUCUAAAGCCGGGGUGGAUCAGCCAAUCUACGCAACAAUUGGGGCCGGAAUCGUCAACACGGCAUUUACUGUGGUGUCGCUUUUCCUAGUGGAGAGGGCAGGAAGACGGACCCUGCACCUGGUGGGCCUAGUGGGGAUGAUCCUAUGUGCCUUAUUAAUGACGGUGGCCAUGGUCCUACAGGAAACCAUCCCCGCCAUCAGCUCCCUCAGCAUGGCCGCUGUUUUUGGAUUUGUGGCGUUCUUCGAGGUCGGGCCCGGUCCUAUUCCGUGGUUUAUUGUGGCUGAACUCUUUAGUCAAGGUCCUCGGCCUGCAGCCAUGGCCAUUGCUGGAUUUACCAACUGGACAUCGAACUUCAUCAUUGGGAUGGGAUUCCCAUACAUUGCGGACCUCUGUGGGCCCUAUGUCUUCCUCCUCUUUGCCUCGUUAUUGUUGGGUUUCUUGAUAUUCACAUAUUUCCGCGUCCCGGAAACCAGAGGAAGAUCGUUUGAUGAGAUUGCUCAUGCUUUUCGUAGAAGGAACCCCUCGUUGUUGGACCACGAGAUUAAGGCCAGCACCGAGCUGGACAGUCUUGGCGGUGGAGACGAUGCAUAA
Molecule: messenger RNA, 1533 nt
Organism: Staurois parvus
Lineage: Eukaryota; Metazoa; Chordata; Amphibia; Anura; Ranidae
Source: the annotation of a GenBank genome assembly